Notodromas monacha is the source of this 1631-nucleotide messenger RNA. The record is from the annotation of a GenBank genome assembly. Lineage: Eukaryota; Metazoa; Arthropoda; Ostracoda; Podocopida; Cyprididae.
CCCCGGUCCUGGGCACGAAACUGUUUCCAGUUGAGCCGAACCCAUAGAUUAUCCCCCGAUUUCGUGGCUAGUCUUGGAGGAAUUCCCGACUAAGCCAAACCCUUCUCCGAGUGCAGCCGGUGUGCCUUCGUCCUUUUCGUGAUGGUGUUUGUGUAGCCAAUUCUUAGGAAGCUAUGUCGAAACGGCAGAAAAUUUUGGAAGAGAGUCUCUGGGAGUGCACGGUCUGCACUUACCGGAAUAAAGCAGAGGCAUUCAAGUGUCUCAUGUGUGAUACGAGGAAAGGGACUUCAACCAGGAAGCCACGACUGAACCCACAGGUAGCUGCUCAACUAUUCAAUCCGUCAUCCUCUCAACCUGUAAAGCCCAAGAAAGAAGCUGUAAAUCAGUCGCCUGCCGCGAGCUCAUUGAGCCCUACUCCCACUCCCGUGCAAAAUGGGACAACAGCCAAAGAAUUGAGAAAACCCCGCGAACCUGAAAAGAGAAUAACUGCCAAAGGAGCGAGGGGUCGAUGGAAAAAUAUUGACCGAACUUCCGGAAGAAAACGAGAGGUAACUGUGAACAACGUGACUGUGGUGUUCACCGAGUUUCAGCCAAAAGUAAAGCGGAGUCCAUCAUCGGACGUGAGUGAUAAAAGUAUUACUCCCAGUCCGGGCCGUAAAGCCGCCAACGGCCUCCAUAAUCUGCGAGGUGGCAUUAAUUCAUCGAAUCUCUCGUCGCAUUCGUCUUCCCGUCGCGAGGCGUCACACACGUCAAGUGGGGACAGUCGAAGUUCAAGCUGAGCUUAUGCAGUUUUUGUAUUUAUGCCUGCGCGACGAAAUUUUUUCCAUUCGGCUUGCCUGUCCUUAUGUUUUCACGAUUGCUCGAAGAAUAUCAUUCGUCGGGUGUGUUCUGAGAUACUCCUCUGGUAUUCGUGAUGCAUCCUUUUUUGAUCGUUUCCAUCCUGCAGCGCUUCAAGAGGAUCAGAUCUCAUUUUUUGCUUUUUUUUCCAAUUGGAGGUAAAUAUUUUGCGCUGAGAUGUUAAUGCGCAUGAUUUCUCCUACUUGCUUAUUUUUGCACGAAAGCAAUCAAGUGUUAGAUGCUGGAAGUUGAGUUCCAUGUCCAAAAUCUUAUGUAAUUGGUAAACAUUUAUAUAUAUACUUAUAGUGAGGACGUAGGUGAUUCUUCGAAAGAUCGACUCUACGUUUUAAUAUUUGAAAAACAUUUUCUAGACUUUGUGUCGAUGAUUUCCAGCGAUUCGAAAUUUUGAAUAGUUGCGUGUUUUUCUAUGUGAGCGGACGUGUGGUUCACUCUGCCAUUUGGACGCAUUAUUUUUGUUCUCGGUUGAGCUUGACGAUCCUAAUAAUUCUUAUUCUUUUCUACUUGUGGUGCUAAUUUUGCGGUGUUGUGUUAUUCAACGCGUGUAUCUCCUCUCAUGCGAUGCUUGCGGAUCACGAGUAUAUGCUGGUUAAGUUAUUUUAUGCCUCCGGAGCUCGCUAGACAACUGCAAAUUGUGACUUUGAUGGGAACUUCAUAAUCCAAUUUUGGGUGAGCUCUCACAGUUUGGCCCAUGCUUGUGGAGCACCAAGUGAUCGAUCCGUUAGCGUUUCUCAACCCGUGAGAAUAAAUCUGUGUACUGGUAGUGUUGACAUAAA